GAAAGAUGAAUUUCAAUUGAUAGAGUCAGCAAGCUGUGAGAUCGAUUCAUUUAAAAUAUUUGACAAAAAUGAUAAACUCAUCGGUCGAUACUGUGGCACGUACAUACCGAGAAUUAUUAGAACACCUGAAAAAAUGGUGAUCAAAUUAUUAACACAAGAUGGCAGAAGAAGAGGUUUUAAGGCAUCUUAUCACAUUCAUGAAUGUAAAGAUUUCUACUAUGGUGACGAGUGUAAAACACCUUGUGACUGCAACAGAGCCAACACUGAGUUCUGCGACAAUACUGACGGCACUUGUGUCUGCAAGCCAGGCUGGGAAGGACAAUAUUGUUCCGUGGACACGAAUGAAUGCAGUUCUAAUGUCUGCCCUAGGAAUGCUCAGUGUAUCAAUACUGUAGGGAGUUAUAGCUGCCAGUGCUCUCUCGGCUAUGUAAUGAAUACAGUCACUAAAAGCUGUGAUGAGGACCGCAAUUGCAUCGAUCAGAACAAAAAGUGUUCCAACUUUUGCCAUAGAGUCAAUAAUGUUGAUCAAUGUAUGUGUCCAGAUGGAUAUGAAUUAAUGUCGAAUUAUUUAACUUGCGCAGUAUCUUUUUAUCCCAAUGGCUUAUCUGUGAAUGAUUUAAGUCUUUCAACGAAUUUGAUAAAACCACCAACAAGUCCAUAUUACUACACCAGUCUGCCAAUCAAACUUGGAACAGGAAUGCCUUUCGGGAGCAAACUGGAAACCGAAGCUUAUAUCUUCAGCAAUGGGGUCAUCAAAUUUGGAGACCCUGACCUCUCUGCUGACCCCGACUUGAAUUUGACAAAAUCAUCUGGGUAUAGACUUCUGGCACCAUUUUGGACGAAGACAGACCAAACGAAAGGUGAAGUCUACUACCACUUGUAUGAGAAGUGUGAGCCGACUGACUUCUCCGAACCUGCACAGUUCCAGUCACCAGCUAAAGCACAAGUCUUUGAGAGAGCAGUCAAAGAUCUAAAAAUUUAUCUUAAUGUGGAUAAUUUUGAGAUUUUCAAAGUACUUGUUGCGACUUGGAAAAACAUUGAAAUAUUUGGUGCAAAGGAAAAAAGUAGCUUCCAAGCAAUAUUAAUAAGUGGCUACCCAAGAAACUCACAAUCAAUCAAUGAAGAAAAUAGUUUUGUGCUUUAUUUGUAUCCGAAAAGUCAAAUGACAUCUUCUUUGACAAGAAAUCCUUCACUGGUUGUGGGCUUUAACUCAGAUUCUGCUACACAGCUAGUUACUCCUGUUACUUUAAAAUGGACACAAGGCACCUAUGUAGAAGUGAUCAAGUUUGAGGUUGGUAAAAGAUCCAGCCCCGCUCAGGACUGUGACAAGUACGUCUGUAAAAACUCCAACCUUGUACAAAAUGGGCUGUACCAGAGCCAGAUCACUGCCUUGUACCAAUGUCCUUGUAUACUGGACAGGCUGUGUCGACAGUGGACACUGUACCACACCAAAGGAGACGACAAGGACAUCUAUUGCUUUGGUUUAAAUGCGGUGGCUAAGCGAUCGCUUUUAGAAAAUAAUGCUCGUAAUAAGCUCUGUUGUUACAAAUGGAAAAAGCCGAAACCUGAAAGUUCCUGGAGAGUUUGGUCCCAGUCAAGAAUUGAGGCAUCUUUCGUCACAUACCCUGCUGAUGCUGGUCAUAUACUGCCUCUUGACCCAUGGUACCCGAACGCUCAAAUCAACAUACAAGCUCAGGAUACUUGCUGUAAAAAGUCCCAGAACAGUCAACUGUGUGGGAGGUUUUACAAACUUUUCCCAAACAUGAAAUGCGCUAUAGAUGCUACAUGUAUUAAAGGUAUUCCUGUAGGAGAUCCUCACAUAGUUACACUAGAUAACAGGACGUACACGAUGAAUGCCUGGGGAGAGUUUGUUAUGAUGAACGUGGAGUCACAGCUAUUUCAGUUCCAGGCAAGAACGGCAAGACUUAAAUUGAACAAUGGAACUUUCUCUAAUGGCACUGUCUUCACUGGCUUUGCUGCUAGAGAAAAAAAUAUUUCACACUUUCAAGCGGAAUUAUCCAGUGACUCGUUAUCAAUGGAGAUUAAAGUCAACGGCAUCGACUUCACCAAAGAGUUCUACAGUGACUUAGACUUCAGCAUUGAACUGGACUCCAUUAAUGUAGUGCGGGAUAACAGUUUAGAAAAGGUGUCUGUUGUUGCCACGUUUCCUUGUGGAGUGUCUCUGGCUGUGAAUGUCGGUGUUGGGAACUUGGAAGUUGUGGCUGAGGUGAACAAAACAUUGAAGAGUAAAACCAAAGGCCUUCUGGGUAACUUCAAUGGCCUGCCUAAUGAUGAUUUCCUGCUGCCUAAUGGCACCACACUUUCAAAUAACUUAACAGAGAAACAGAUUUUGGAGCUGUUUGCCAACAAAUAUCGAGUCACAAAUACAACAACAGUUUUUCUCUACAAGUCAGGGGAGAGCACCAAUACAUACCAGCACCCAGAGUUCACGCCCUUCUUUAUAGAGAACGUAAAUACAACAGUUUUAAACCAAGCCAAGGCUUUCUGUGGACCAACUAGAACUGCCUGUGUCUAUGAUUACAUUGCUACAGGAAAUGAAACAUUUGCCAACAACACAAAUGUUCAAAUGGAGAUUAUCGCAGCAGAUAAAGCCUUAAAAGCCAACAACUGUCCAGUGCUGGACUAUGUGAACAAAACCCAGCUUGUCAAUGGCCGCUGGUUGGUUUAUGAAGGUAAAGUGAACACCUUGCUGAUGCAAACGACAGAUGCUGACGCUGACAAAGUUGACAUUCUUCUGAUGCCAAUGUCAGGGAACAUAUCUAUGUCAGUGCGUGGACAGUUGCGCUAUGUUCCAAAUCUUGCCAAUCUUACCAAUGUGGCCCUGCGAGCCAAUGACUCCCGUAAAUGUUGGACACCAAUCCUGUAUGUACCCACAAUUGUCUGCCCUCUGUGUAGCUCUCGUGGCAUCUGUGACAGAAAUUCCACUCGAACAACCGAAUAUUUUGAUGGUCAAGUUUUAGUUUACAAAUGUCAAUGUUAUCCAGCUUAUACAGGUGAGGAUUGUGAGACAGAACUGGAUGCUUGCAAAUCUCGACCUUGCGCUAAGGGACAGAACUGCACUGAUCUUACCGCUACACAACAGGGGAACAACACGAUUGGCUAUGUGUGUGGACCUUGUCCAGCAGGCUAUGUUGACGUUAACAGGAGGUGCAUAGAUGUGGAUGAGUGUAACACAACCAGUUCACCGUGUAGUCAAGUGUGUAUCAACACAGAGGGAUCCUACGAGUGUGAGUGUGAGGAAGGCUACCUGUUGAGUAGUGUUGAUGGGAAAACAUGCAUAGAAAAAGACUGCUCUAACAAAUGUUACCAAGACAACACCGAGGUUUGUGAACAGUCCACUGGAAGGUGCAUCUGUAAAUCAGGUUGGACUGGAAGUGUGUGUUCUAUUGAUGUCAAUGAGUGCCUCGCUGACCCAUGUCCAACUAACAGAGCUUGUAAAAACAUUGAUGGUGGGUUUGAAUGCACAUGCUGGAAUGGACUCAAGCCCAGUUCUGAUGGCUCUUGUAAAGACUGCAACAGAAUGAUCACAGACAAACAAGGGAAGAUAAUGAGCUCAAAUUACCCAGAAAACUAUGAGGACAACUCUGUCUGUACCUGGACCAUAACAUCAGAGGAACCAAAUGCUAUUGUCACACUCAACUUUACAGAUUUAGAUAUUGAAGGAUGCCCGUUUGACUAUUUGGAAAUAUAUGAUGGGGUGGAUGAUACCUCAGAUCUGAUCAAACAAUACUGCUCAAGUGAGGUUGGUACAGUAGCAUCUUCUGGAAAUUCUUUGCAUAUUGUGUUUACAUCAGACGAUUCAAGCAAUCAAAGAGGUUUCCUGGCAUCAUAUGCAGCUGAAACUCAGUGCUUGACCAAGCAGUGUUCACACACAUGUGAGGUGACCUCAAAUAGCCCCAGGGUGGAGCGAUGUCUUUGUCCAGAGUGGAUGAGCCUGGAUUCAGCCACUGGUACCAAAUGUCUGGAGAUUAAUGCCUGCAACAGCACCAUACUGACCAGUGAAGGAUACAUCGUGAGUCCAGGGUUCCCGCAAAACUACAGAGACAACACAACCUGUUACUGGACCAUAGCUGCAAGAGCCAACACUGAGUUUUCUCUCAACGUUAUGGAAUUAGAACUAGAAGGUGGCAACAACUGCCCCUAUGAUUACCUGAAAGUGUUCAAUGGUACUGGCCCUUCUGCUCCAUUGGUCAACACCUACUGUGGUCAAGCUGCCCCUGUUCUCAUUACCACAAGAAACAACGGCCUGUACAUUAUCUUUAGCUCUGAUGAUUCUAUCAACAAGAAAGGCUUUAGAGCUUAUUUUAAACUCAUCUGAACGACUCAAUGCCAGUUUGAAGAUGUAAACAGAUACAUUAUAUUGUGGAGGACAGUCACAUUUUUUUUCUCCUAAUUAUUCACUCAGUUAUUCUAAAUACAAUGUAAUUAAGAAUUUCAAAUGUCAGGUAGUGACACUUUGUAAAGUCUUUAUGUUACUUCUAUCAAUUUUAAAGAAUAAAUAUAUUUAGAAAACAUCACGUUUUAAAUUUUCAUUGUUUCCACAAUUAAUGUGACCACCAGUGUUGAUUUGCUUUCAAAAGAUUUUCAUAAAGUGCAACAUUUUGAUACUUUAA
Messenger RNA from Physella acuta, 4634 nucleotides. RefSeq names its product mucin-like protein. Lineage: Eukaryota; Metazoa; Mollusca; Gastropoda; Physidae. Gene Ontology annotation, cellular component: membrane. Gene Ontology annotation, biological process: cell communication; cell-matrix adhesion. The record is from RefSeq and is a predicted model, not a curated record. Gene Ontology annotation, molecular function: calcium ion binding.